Ylistrum balloti is the source of this 1301-nucleotide messenger RNA. RefSeq lists its product as uncharacterized. Bases 1 to 555 code for a protein of 184 amino acids. The transcript has 6 exons. The record is from RefSeq and is a predicted model, not a curated record. Lineage: Eukaryota; Metazoa; Mollusca; Bivalvia; Pectinida; Pectinidae.
AUGGCGGUGAUUAACAGGUUCCUGUGCUGGAACCUCCGAACGUCUGUGCUGGUGGGCUAUGGCUUCGUGAUCAUAACUGGUGUGUUUUCCCUCGUGAUGCGAUUAAUUGAUUUGAUCGCCACAGGAACAGAUUUCGAAAUCAGCCAAGGAUUCCAAACACCAUGGAGAUCACAUUUCUGGCAAGCAUUUUUAGCCAGUGAUGUGGUACUGACAUUUGAUUACGUGGUUAUGAUACUGUUCAGUGCCUUCAUGUUACUUCAAGUCAGAGAACGGCAUUUUGUGAUGUACAUGGGUGCUCAUCGAUGGUACAUUGUCUGUUUCUUCAUCUACCAGUUUGUAGAAAUCUGCUUCUCAAUUUUUGAAUUUUCAUACUAUGGCAUGAACACCUUUAGACUGAAGUACAUAGUGUGGACAUGGCUCUUCUGGGUGUUCAGGACUCUUGUUAAUGGAGUUUUCUUUGUUAUACUGAUUGCCAGAAAGCAAGAAAUGGGAGAACAGAUGGAUAUGGAACUGCGGUUUGCCGGAGAACGGAAACGACCUGGUUUUGGAUAUUAGAGACCUCCCAUGCCAAAUUUUUGUCUUCUCUGUACUUACUUUGUAAACUACAAGAUAAACAAGAUCUUUUAACAUUAUGCCAUUUCUAGAAAUGGAAGAAACACACAAGGAAGUAUAGCUGUUCAAAAAGAGAAGAUAUAAAUGGAAGUAUCAGGAUAUAUUUACCAGAUAUAACAUUUAUAGUACUAAAAAUAAGGUACAUGUUUUGCAUUCUGAAAUAAUGUAGUUUUAGUUAUCAUAGCCUGUACUUAAAUACUUUGGCCUAAUUUCAGGAAAUCAUACUUAAUUUUGAAAAAGAAAUGUAUAUCAUACAGAAAUCAAGAGUUUGAUUAUAUAAUAAUUUUACAUGGAAGAAAGAAUGUGAAACAUUUAUGUUUAUGGCAAUAUAUAGUUCUCUAAAGUACAUGUGUAAAUAAUCAUCACAGAUUUCAUCUUAUAAUUCAUUGUAGUUCUACAAUGUACUGUGCUUAGGUCAUCAUUGUAGAAAAACACAUCUACGGUAUGUAAUUGACUUCUGUUUUAAAAGGUGAAACUACGCUUUUGUUACCAGCAUGUGAAUCUCAAGAUAUGAUGAUGUACAAAUAGAACGCUGGUCCUCACAAAAUUCUGAAAGACCUUCUUAAGAAUGAUUCAUUUUAUAAUCUUUUAAAUCAAAAAUUAUUUUUUUCAUUACAUUUCAUUUGAAUUUUUCUUCAAGAAUAUUUAAGACCCAAGAAGUUAAAUGUGAUGAAUUGAAAUACUAGGUA